GCAAGCCAGACUUUUGGAGCAUGCUAGGCCAGAGAGCCACGUGCCAACGGUACUCCCUCAAGCAAGUCAAGAAGGCAACUGGGAGCUGGGCGAAGGAGAACCUGAUUGGGUCAGGAGGGUAUGGCGAGGUGUAUCGGGGGGUGUGCCCACACGAACCCACCAUGGUGUGGGCUGUGAAGCGCGCCAAAAUACUCGCCAACGACUUUAAACGAGAGGUGGAGGAGAUGGCAUCAAAGAGCCAUCCGCACUUGGUGCGGCUGCUGGGGUACUGUGUGGACAUGGACAUGAUGACAGGGCAGCUCGAGCAGAUCGUGAUCUAUGAGUUCUGCCUCAACGGGGACUUGGAGAAGUAUCUCAGUGGGGGUGAGGGGAGGAAGGGGGGCAAGGGGCUGGGACAGGAGGGGCGAAGGGGGGACAAAGGAGACAUCAAGCCCGCCAUCGUGCUGCUCGAUGCGCGCAUGCAGGUACAGGGGAGUAUGGUGGGGGGGAGAGGGGGGGAGGGUGUUGCAGGGGUUGGAGACAUCAAGCCCGCCAACGUGCUGCUUAAUGCCCUCAUGCGACGGAAGGUAUCAGAAUUCGGGCUGGUGCGCGUGACAGCAACCUUUGUGUGUUUCAUCUCUCAUCCCUUCACCAGGCUAAGGUGUCAGAUUUCAGGCUGUUACGGUGUGAUGCUGCUAGAAGUGAUUACAACAAUUCCUGUCAUCCUCUCAGUGGAUGGCAACGAGUACAACAUCAAAGACUGGAUUCGCCCGUUCGUUGAGGAGAAUGACGUGGCAGCAUUUAAGGACCCCCGCCUUCCGGAAGCUUCCAGCGACCUUCUCCUCGCGCUCGCCAGAAUCGGCCUAGAGUGCACCGCCCUCCCGCCCUCCUCCCGCCCAUCAAUCUCUGACGUCGUUCGGCAACUCGAAACCCUAAAGAAGGAACACCUCAGCAGGAGCCACGUGGAGGAUGGUGGUGACGGUGAUCUUGCUGACGUGGACCAUCGUGUGGCUCAGAUCGACCAGGAGCUCGACAGGCGGGCCGAGUCGAUCCAACGGCUGGAUGGCUUGUCUGAGAUAGGAGCCUACCGCCAAGGGGGGUCUGGGGUCAUGCGCGUCGUCCCCCUAGCCCAGGCAACCCACCCUCUUCGUGUCUCCCCCUCCCCUCCUCUCCUCCCCCCCUCUCCUCCCUCCCCCCUCUAUCGCCCUGCAUCGGCUGCGUUCGUCACGAGCACAGAAGACAUCUCCAGGAAAGGAGCGGCCUGUGGGAGAAGGGAGGGAGACUGUGGGGAGGAGGCGUGUGGGAAGGAAGCAUACAGGGAGGUGAAGAUGGUGAGAAUCACAUGA
Molecule: messenger RNA, 1325 nt
Organism: Closterium sp. Naga37s-1
Lineage: Eukaryota; Viridiplantae; Streptophyta; Zygnematophyceae; Desmidiales; Closteriaceae
Source: the annotation of a GenBank genome assembly